Humulus lupulus (European hop) is the source of this 1677-nucleotide messenger RNA. RefSeq names its product PI-PLC X domain-containing protein At5g67130. The transcript is spliced from 10 exons. Lineage: Eukaryota; Viridiplantae; Streptophyta; Magnoliopsida; Rosales; Cannabaceae. Gene Ontology annotation, molecular function: phosphoric diester hydrolase activity. The record is from RefSeq and is a predicted model, not a curated record. Gene Ontology annotation, biological process: lipid metabolic process. Bases 266 to 1510 code for a protein of 414 amino acids.
GGCUUUUAUUUAGAAUAGGUUUUGUAGAAGAAAGAGAGCUUUUACCCAUCUCAGGUUCAGAGCCUUUCUCUCAUUCUUUUCCUAUCCACGCUUUCUCAUCUGUAUCAGACUUCUUCACAUCUUCACUCAGAUUACAAGCAUUUUGAUCUCAAAUAACGGUCAGACCAGCAGGUACAUUUUGUUGACUAAGGAUGAUAUAGUUACGUUUGUUGAAACUUGGAUCCCAUACACAAACAAAUUUGAAACAAAACUUGUAAAUAAAAUAAUGAAAUUCUCUAUCAGCAGCCUCAACUUUCAAGCUUUCAUCAUCGCCUUAUUCCUCUUCAUAUCUUAUUCCUCCGCACUCAAGAUUGGUGAAAGCUGUUCCAAAGACAGCGAGUGUGAUUCUGGAUUGCGCUGCGAAAAUUGCCCAGCUAAUGGAAAUACUCGGUCUAGAUGUACUCGGAUUCAGCCAAUCAUCCCAACUUCAAAGGUGAAAAAUUUGCCAUUUAAUAAGUACUCAUGGUUGACGACCCACAACUCGUUCGCUAGAGCCGGAGAUAAAUCGGCCACUGGGUCAUUCCUGGUCACACCUAUGAAUCAGGAAGACACUGUUGCUUCUCAGCUCAAUAAUGGAGUGAGGGGGCUCAUGCUAGAUAUGUAUGACUUUCAAAAUGACAUUUGGUUAUGUCAUUCCACUGGAGGCAAAUGUUACAACUUCACAGCAUUUCAACCUGCCAUUAACGUGCUGAAAGAUAUCAAAUCAUUUUUGGACAAAAACCCAUCAGAGAUUGUCACCAUUUUUAUUGAGGACUAUGUGACGUCUUCUAAGGGAUUGUCAAAUGUGUUCAACACCGCUGGCCUAAAUAAAUAUAUGUUCCCAGUUUCUCGGAUGCCAAAGAAUGGUGGAGAUUGGCCAACGGUUGAUGAUAUGGUUCAGAAGAACCAAAGAUUGGUUAUCUUUACCUCAAAAUCAAGUAAAGAAGCUUCUGAAGGAAUUGCUUAUGAGUGGAACUAUGUGGUAGAAAAUCAAUAUGGAAAUGGCGGGAUGAUGUCUGGUUCGUGCCCAAACCGUGCUGAAUCAUCUCCUAUGAACACAAAAUCCAGAUCACUAGUUUUAGUGAAUUACUUCCCCAACAAUCCGAAUGCCUCCGCGGUUUGUUCAGAUAAUUCAGCUUCAUUAGCAGCCAUGUUGAAAACUUGUUCUGAAGUAGCCGGUGCUCGGUGGCCUAACUUUAUCGCUGUUGAUUACUACCAGAAAAGCGAUGGUGGAGGAGCCCCAGAAGCUGUUGACCAAGCUAAUGGUCAUCUCACAUGUGGGUGUGAUAACAUUUCUUUUUGCAAGGAAAAUGCAACCUUUGGUACCUGUGAUGUUCCUCCAAUUUCUCCCCCUCCACCUGCGUCUGGUAGCACGUCACCAUCGCCACCAUUGCAAAGCUCGUCCAACAUGGCUGCAUUUGAUAGCAGACCAGUUCUGCUUCAGUGGUUGUGUGGUAUAGUUUUGGCUACAAUGCUCUCCUUUUGGUCUUAGAAUUGUGAGAAUUCUUCUGUAAGCCCCCUUCUAAUUCUUUGAACAACGCAAAAAUCCCUCUUUUUUGGCCUGAUGUACUGUUUGGUUCUCUCAUUCUUGAGCCGUUGUGUUUGUAAAAUUUGGAGAAAAUCAUAUCAGAUACAAUUAGUCACUAUUGCUGGUUUACA